AUCCCGGACUACCUCCCGGCCGUGGGAGAGAUGGAUGCCUUCCUGAAGAUGCCAAGGCCAGACGGCGUUCCCGAUGACUUGGGGCGCAAGGUAA
Molecule: messenger RNA, 94 nt
Organism: Nannochloropsis gaditana CCMP526
Product: intraflagellar transport protein 46 isoform 2-like protein
Exons: 2
Biological process (GO): intraciliary transport; cilium assembly
Cellular component (GO): intraciliary transport particle B; motile cilium; centrosome
Source: RefSeq, a predicted model, not a curated record